UCUAUGCAUAUCUGAAUGUAUGUGAAAGAUAAUAAUGUACCGUUUUGGAGAAUAGGGACUGUAAAGAGACUAAGGAAAUCCGAUUUUAUUUAUUUUUUAUUUUUUGCCUUUUAAAAUUCACACUGAACUUCCACAGCUUGUUGCUGGGAUGUUUUAAUCUUUAGGGAAAUUGAGAACAGUUGAUGGAGCCAUUUCUCUUGAACGGGGCAUAUAGCAUUAAGUUGGUGAGCCAUUCUGUCUGAGAUACAUUCCUUUACCCUCCCUCUCCUUUGCCAAAGCCAGUACUCGAGAGUUCUGAAUGUCGAUGCGGUCACAGGUCUUUGCGUUUCAUGCUUUCCUCCCUGCGUUUUACUUGCGCAGUUUUAGAGCAAAAUUAACCGAGCUUAGACAACGUCAGAGCAGUUUAGCUGGUUAAACCAAGACCAGAGCAUCUUCCUUGGUUAGUGGGUGGGUAUGAAGAGAGGACCGAGGACCCUCAUCAUUGGACCGCGUCAGGAGGAAGUGGCCCCACUCCGAGGAAGGGAAGAAGGAUAUAUAGCGGGAAGUCCAUCGCAUACGUCUCAGAGAAACUUAGACAACUAAGUGCACGGUGUUGGAGAGAAGGAACAGAAAGAACACGGAAGCCUAACCCAGGAGCGCUCCAGCUUCCCAGCAGACUCAUCCCAGCUAACCCACCCACCCCCAAGCAGGUGAGCUGCCACCGCGCCUAUCCCUUCCUCUCCCUCCUCCAUGAACUUGGCAAGAGCUGGGCACCUUCGCUCCCCUCCGCAGCCCAGUCCCCUAAGCUCCGACCAGGAUGAGGUUGAGAUCGACGUGCUGGCAGAGGAGGAAGAUGGAGACCAGACGGAGGACGACGAGGAGAAGGCGGAGGAGAUAAGCCAGAAGUGCCUGGAGCCGCCGCUGCCGGGGCCCGGAGCCCGCACGCUUCCCGGGAGGAGCGCGGGGGACCGCGGCGGCCUGAGCAACUCCUCGGGAUUCAUCCGUAAGUUCCGAGCGCCGGGGACAGCCGCGACCGCCGCAGCCGACGGCCCGCAGCCCGCCAAGCCGCCGUACUCCUACAUCGCGCUCAUCACCAUGGCCAUCCUGCAGAGCCCGCACAAGCGCCUGACGCUCAGCGGCAUCUGCGCCUUCAUCAGCGGCCGCUUCCCCUAUUACCGCCGCAAGUUCCCCGCCUGGCAGAACAGCAUCCGCCACAACCUGUCGCUCAACGACUGCUUCGUCAAAAUCCCCCGCGAGCCCGGCCACCCGGGCAAGGGCAACUACUGGAGCCUGGACCCAGCCUCCCAGGACAUGUUCGAUAACGGCAGCUUCCUCCGGCGCAGGAAGCGCUUCAAGCGCCACCACCCGCCCCCGGGAGGCCCCCCGCACGGCCCCUUCCCUCCGCCCGCUGGGCCCGCCACCCUGCACGUCUCCCACCCCAGCCUCCUGUUCCGCUACUCUGCCCCGUCGCAGCCUGGCCUCGCAGCCCAUCCUGCCGCCCCGCCCGGGAGCCGCCCGUGCGCGCCACUGCACCCGCAUCCGCUCCGCUACCUACUGCUCGCCGCCCCCGCCUACGCCGAAGCGUCCAGAAAAGCCCAAGAGGCGGACCCGGCUACACCCCGCGCCAUCCCCGCGCUGCAACCGGUCCUGGGUUCCCAGCCUUGGGACUGGGACGAGGGCUCCGGAUCUCGGCCCGGACGUGGGUGUACCUCCUUCACCAUCGAGAGUAUCAUGCAGGGGGUGAGAGGAGGAGGAGGAGGAACCGGGGCUGCUCAGAGUCCGCCCUCCGCUCCGUGGAGCUACUGCCACCUGCUGCAGCACCGGUCCUGCCUGCUGCACCCCCAGGCCGUUUCCCCUUUGCUGCAAGUGUCCGCCGCCGCCCGGACAAUGCUGCAGCAGCAGCCUCAGCAGGAGCAGCAGCAGCAGCACUGUGCCCGGAGCUGCGCUCCAGGUAAAGGCAUGCGCCUGGGCCGACACCUGUCGGCCGUUGCUGCGCUGCUGAGGCAUCAGCCUGCGGCCGAGGACUGCAGGCUGACAACUCUGGCCGCUCUUUCGGGCCGAGAGGGGACCUUGCCUGCAUUUUAAACAACAUCUGCGCCCAGCCUCCAGGCUGAUUCACCCUGGCACACCUGGAGCCAAGUGGCAGGGUGGAACCACUCGCUGUCUGGGUUUGUACCCCACCCCCCCUGCGCGCCUGCUAGGCUUGUGCGUGGAAAACCAGCAGCGGAGCAUGCACUAAGUCCCACCAAACUGUUAUUACUGUGUUCUGCUCCCUUGGUGACCCGAACGCAGGGAAAUCUGGGGGCUUCAAGUCUCGCUUUGUCUUGUCCGCUUCAGUUGUGGCUUCCACGGCUUUUCCGAUUUGCAUACUUCCUGGGGACCUAUGAACUAUGAACGUGAGUGAGAUGUUUCGUUGUUAAUAAAAACAGAACAUCUGGCAACACAAAAACACCUUCCCCCCAUCUUCAUUCCCUAGGGACUGCAAGUGUUCCCCAGUCAAAUGCAGAAUGCGUACAUGCUCUGAUUCCCGAAAUCCGUAUGUAAUAUAAGUAGAACAAUUUCGGAACUUUUAUUUCUUGUGUCUGUGGCGUGCCCUACUCCAGCGGGGAGUGUUAAAAUUAAACCUAGUAAUACAGAUUGAAUAAAAUACUAAAUCGGGA
Peromyscus californicus insignis is the source of this 2639-nucleotide messenger RNA. Its product is annotated as forkhead box protein D4-like. Gene Ontology annotation, molecular function: RNA polymerase II cis-regulatory region sequence-specific DNA binding; DNA-binding transcription factor activity, RNA polymerase II-specific. Gene Ontology annotation, biological process: regulation of transcription by RNA polymerase II; cell differentiation; anatomical structure morphogenesis. Lineage: Eukaryota; Metazoa; Chordata; Mammalia; Rodentia; Cricetidae. Bases 730 to 2064 code for a protein of 444 amino acids. The record is from RefSeq and is a predicted model, not a curated record. The transcript has a single exon.